AUGAUUACCAAAGCACCGAUCUUAGCAUACUACAACCCAGGACUACCGCUAACACUCUCAGUGGAUGCAAGUUCAAGAGGACUUGGGGCAACCAUCUUACAACGAGGUAGACCCAUUGCAUAUGCGUCAAGAGCACUAACAGCGUCUCAAAGAAAUUACGCGCAGAUAGAGAAAGAGGCAUUAGCAGUUGUCUUCGGAUGUCAAAAGUUUCAUCAGUACAUCUAUGGUAGAUCAGUAACUGUGGAGUCCGACCAUAAACCAUUACAGUCUAUUUUUCAGAAACCGCUCUUAGCAGCACCUUUGCGUUUACAAAGACUACUUCUAGCCUUUCAGAAAUACGACUUAAAGAUUGAGUACAAACCUGGCAAACUUAUGUUUGUUGCUGAUGCUUUGAGUCAACACUAUCUUGAUGAAACUGGAGAAGAGUUGAUACCUGAAGUUGAUGUCAACAACAUCACUCUCAACAGACACUUACCGAUGUCGCCUGAUCGUUACAAGGAAUUUCAACAAGAAAUUUCUCAGGAUCAAACAUUACAACAGCUACUCGAUACAGUACUGUUAGGAUGGCCAAACAGCAAACAGAGCUUACCAUCAAACCUUCUUCCAUACUGGACAUUUCGUGAUGAAAUAUCACAUGUGGAUGGACUACUGUUCAAAGGCAGUAAACUUAUCAUUCCAAAAUCGAUGCAGCAGAAAAUGUUAGACUUGGUUCAUGAAUCUCAUCUUGGUAUCGUGAAGUGUAAGAGUAGAGCACGGGAGUCUAUGUAUUGGCCGGGCAUGGCAGCGCAAAUAGAGGAUAAAGUAUCCCAGUGUAUAACUUGUGCUGAAGUUCAGAAUUCCAAUCCAAAGGAACCAAAGACGUGUACAGAGUUACCAGAUCGUCCAUGGUCCAAGAUAGCAUCUGACAUUUUCGUAUACAAGCAGAACCAUUACCUACUCACUGUAGAUUACUACUCGAAAUGGCCAGAGAUAAUCAUCUUAAAAGACCUUUCAUCACUACAAGUCAUCAACUCGCUUAAAAGCAUGUAUUCCAAGUACGGGAUUCCUGAUGAGUUAGUAUCAGACAAUGGUCCUCAGUAUGCGAGCAAGGAGUUCAAAGAUUUUACCAAAGAGUAUGGAUUUACACACACAACAUCUAGUCCAGUGUAUCCUAAAUCUAAUGGACAGGCAGAGAGAAUGGUGCAGACAGUUAAGCGGCUUCUCAAGAAAAACACAGACCCUUACAAAGCGUUGAUGGAUUAUCGCAACACAGAAAUCCAAGGACUAGGACAGUUACCUUCACAGAUGUUUCUGGGACGUCGUCUGAAAACAAACUUACCUAUUGCAGCAGAUCUACUUCGUCCUAAGGACAACAACAUGCAGAAGAAACUACAAGCCAGACAGUUGCAGUAG
Messenger RNA from Saccostrea cuccullata (small rock oyster), 1392 nucleotides. RefSeq lists its product as uncharacterized. Gene Ontology annotation, biological process: DNA integration. The record is from RefSeq and is a predicted model, not a curated record. Gene Ontology annotation, molecular function: nucleic acid binding. The transcript has a single exon. NCBI's taxonomy places the organism in Eukaryota, Metazoa, Mollusca, Bivalvia, Ostreida, Ostreidae. Bases 1 to 1392 code for a protein of 463 amino acids.